AUGGGUACAGUUGCGAACGCCCGUAAGCAAAGACGAGAAAGGACGACGUUCUCAAGGCAACAAUUGGACGUUUUAGAAACGCUUUUUGCCAAAACGAGGUACCCGGAUAUAUUCAUGAGAGAAGAAGUAGCAUUAAAAAUUAAUUUACCGGAAUCGAGAGUUCAGAACCGCCUAUCGAUUUUUUUUUUCUUUCCAAUUUUCAAUUUUCAAUCCACCCUCAAUCGACUCAAACAUUUCGAUUUGAUCUGUUGA
Molecule: messenger RNA, 252 nt
Organism: Pediculus humanus corporis (human body louse)
Lineage: Eukaryota; Metazoa; Arthropoda; Insecta; Psocodea; Pediculidae
Product: Homeobox protein EgHBX4, putative
Exons: 3
Coding region: 1-252 (83 amino acids)
Biological process (GO): regulation of transcription by RNA polymerase II
Cellular component (GO): nucleus
Molecular function (GO): DNA-binding transcription factor activity, RNA polymerase II-specific; RNA polymerase II cis-regulatory region sequence-specific DNA binding
Source: RefSeq, a predicted model, not a curated record